AUGGCUGAGAAAAUGGCAAACGCAGAAGGAACUCCUGGAUCGUCAGUUGUUCAGGUGGAAGGCGACAUUCACAUCGACCCGGCGUUAGUUUCUCGCAGCGUUUAUAUCACAGGAUUUCGACCGACAACAAAAUCGGAAGACCUAAUUAUUCAUUUUCAGCGUUCGAGAAACGGCGGCGGUGAUAUCGAUAACAUCGUCGUCAAUAAGCGAGGAGCUGCAGUAAUAACAUUUGACAGCCCCGAAGUUGUUGAAACAGUUCUACAGAAGGAACAGGAGUUUAAAGGAGCGGCUUUAACAGUGAAACCAUACGAGGAACGCAUGAAGAAGGAUAAUCAGGACUAUGAGGUGUUUGAGCUGGUUUCUGCAGACCUUUGUUUGAAAACUGUGGAACUCCUCACCCGUGGACAAACAAAAACCCUGUUAGACGAAAUUGCUCGUAAAACUGGUAUUAAGUGGAUUGAAGUCAGUGAAACUUUUACUAUGUCAGGAGGUUUCAAGCAAGUGGAGCUGUCCCGUACCUACUUACAACAAGCUAUAAAUCAGUCUGGUGGAAUAGCUGUAUUUAGUGGCCUGAAAAGAAAAAUGACGCAACCUCAGAAGCAUGAUGAAAACGAGUCUCAGUUUGGAUGCGAUGAAAACGACGGAGGUCUGAACCAAGCCAGCACCACGGCAAUUGCUUUGCAAAAUGGGGUUUAUCGACGAGACCAAGAGCCGCACAAACCACAGUCCAACCACGUUGCUUCUGUCACAACCCCUGUCAUUCAAUAUUUUGAAGUCGAGCCGAAAUUUAUAAGAGUUUUUGUCAAGGCACAUAAAACUGAAGUAGAUGAGAUUGAAGCAGAAUAUCAUGUGGAGGUACCAAGAGAGGCCAAAGGAGGCAAAAUCAGCCUGGUACCAAAGGAUGGGUGCAGUGGUGAAGAAUACGACAAGGCCUGCGACCUGUUCAUUGACUUGUACCAACAGAUGACUAAGGCAAUGAAGAUGGAACGUUUUUCCUUGAAAAGUGAAAAAAAUGUUGUCCGUGCUCGAAAUAGAAUUCAUGAAAUGAAUAAAACGUUUCCAGUCUGUGUUGAUUUGUCAAGGGAUCAAAAGCACUGGGAGCUGUACGGAGAAGAACGCCACUUUGAGGCAGCCCUGGAAUUUCUUAGAAAGGAGGAGGUAGAAAUAAAGAGGGAAUCAGGAAAAGGCAAGGGUGCUGGAGAAUUUCAAGUAUCAAGACAUGAUGAGGAGGCGAUGGAUGUGGAUCCACCAGACACUUCCAGAGGUUCCCAAAGUGGAGAUUCACUAGAAACCUACCUAAUAGGUAAAUUUAAAGUGUCUGUUUACAAGGGAGAUCUUACCAGUGAACGGGUUGAUGUCAUUGUAAACCCCGCCAACAAUCGCCUUCGACACGAAGGAGGUGUGGCUAAGGCCCUACUUGACAGAGGAGGAAAGGUAAUCGAGACAGAGUCAAACAAGAUUAUAGCAAAACGUAAAUUAUUGAAAGAUGGUGAAGCAGUUAUGACAAAUUCCGGAUACCUACCUUGUAAGAAGGUUGUUCAUGCUGUAGGACCAGAUUUCCGAGACGUAGGAUUGCCCCAGAGCAGGAUUCUCCUUCGUCGAGCCUGCUUAAACAGUUUAAUCAUGGCCCAAGACUGCAAAAUGACCUCCAUAGCAUUACCAGCCAUGGGCUCCGGCACUUGUGGCAUGCCAAAAGAGGAAUGCGCCAAAGUCAUGUUUGAUGCCGUUGAGGAGUUUGUUAAACAAGGGAACCCAAAGAAGAAAACAAUCACUGAUAUCAGAUUUGUGAAUAUUGACGAUCCCUCAGUUCAAGCCUUCAGGACGGAGUUCAUCUCUAGGUAUGGAAAUAGCCAAGACCAUGCCGACAGUAAAAAGCUGACAAGAGGAAGGUCUAUUAAAGUGCCACCAAAUGAUGCCGAAGGUGCCACCUCUUCAUUGCCGUCUUCGUCUAGGUCAGAUCGUGGUAGAAACAAGAACAAGAAAAGCUCUGACAACGAUCGGAUAACAACAAACUCGAGGGACGUAUUUGGCAGCCAUCAUCUCAACGCUGCUGGCAAUACUAUUGCGUCAGCCGGUCACCCUUUGAGUGUUUCCAAUUCAAACACAUCUUACAGUGGUGUAGUGAAGAAAAAUCCGGGCACAGGAACUGAUGCAAGAUCGCUCGCAGCUCAAGAGCCUGGUGGAGGAGGCAAACCAGGAUUUCAUCUUGGGCCAUCCAUGGACCGAAAACAUGAAGAUUCUGCUGCUGGCGGAGCCGGCUCAGAAGCGAAAUGCCCGAUCUGCCUCGAUACCGUGACAAAUGCAAGGACUUUGAAGUGUAGACACGUCUUCUGUACAGACUGCGUGGAGACCGCGCUGGAGCACAAUAACAGAUGCCCCGUGUGUAAAGAAGCACAGGGCGUUAUUAGAGGAAAUCAGCCUAAAGGAGACAUGAAUAUUUACAGAAGUCGUCUAAGCCUUCCCGGCAAUAAUGGUUGCGGUGCAAUUACCAUCAACUAUUACUUUCCAUCGGGAAUUCAAGGCCCGGAACAUCCUAACCCUGGUCAAAGAUACGACGGGACACAACGCACUGCCUAUCUUCCUGAUAACCGAGAAGGAAAUGAGGUACUGCAGCUCUUGAGAAGAGCUUUUGAUGCUGGAUUGGUUUUUACUGUUGGAACCUCCGUAUCAACAGGACGGCAAAACCAGAUCACAUGGAAUGAUAUUCACCAUAAGACUUGUAUGUCUGGAGGUCCUCAGGGCUUUGGAUAUCCCGAUCCAGACUAUCUUAGACGGGUCAAAGAAGACCUAGCUGCCAAGGGAAUCCGCUAAUUGAAAGCAAUCCUACGCUUGUUAAAAAAGUUGAAAUGCGUCCGGAGUUAUUAGCAUCUCUGUGUACAAUAAGAAAUGGAAGAUUAAGUAAACAAACAGUUUUACCAUAGCUAAUUAUAUAGGUUUGGAAUUAAAAUAAGCUUCUGCUAAGUAAACUUGCAGUUACCUUUCUUCGCGGGCUUAAUUUUUUUUCCCGCUCAAGAGACGUGCGAGACUGGACCCGAAAAAUUCCAUACUGAUGACGAAGCUCUACAGAGAUCCAUUUAGUGAAUCUGAUUGGCUGAUGCUAUUGCGCAAAAUUCGAAAUCAAGCAGCAGCUUAUCUUUGGCAUUACAGGCUAUAUCAUCACAAUAGAAAGGUUCGGGUCGAGACCUAAGACGAUUUCUAACUAGGAAAGAAUAAAUAAAGUUGAGCGUCUGCAAUAGUAAUAAUGACAAUAAUCAUGCUGAAAGAUAUGUCGUCAUGUGAAAACCUUUUCCUGUUGAGAAUUUUUUAAUAUGCUGGUCUUGCUAAAAGAAGAAACAACCUAUAAGCGAAAAUAAGGUAUAUACGCGUAUUUAGUGCGCGUCCCUUUCGCAAAUUUUGUCAGCCGCGCGAAAUAGUGAAAAAAUGCAGUCUUUUGGAGUAUGUCUUUUCACAAAACUUGAGUUAAUAGGUUUCACAUUAGGGUUUUACAGUGUCAGCAUUUAAGCACAUAAGAUUAGUGCAUGGCAGACCUUGCUGGGUUUGUGUUUAAUUCUCAGGAAUACAGAUGAAAGUCGUUUCUUGGUAGCUGUACUGAUUGAUGUAUCUAAUGAACUUAGCUUGACAGCGUUCAAGAUAUGGACAUAACGUAUCAGUGAGAUAUCGUAUGUCCCUGAAUAGCCUAUUACUAGCUUGGUGAUGUAACCGUGUGUACUUUUAUGUCAUCUUGGGUUGUUUUGACAUGUAAAAGCAACAAAGUAUAUUUGUAGAAGUGAUGUUCGAGCUGAGGUACCUGGGUAUCGAUUUAUCUUUUGUUGUUAAUUGAUGUUGCAUUACAAUACUUGUGAUCAAAUUGAAGUUAGUCCCGAA
This is a messenger RNA of Orbicella faveolata, 3864 nucleotides long. RefSeq lists its product as uncharacterized. Lineage: Eukaryota; Metazoa; Cnidaria; Anthozoa; Scleractinia; Merulinidae. Gene Ontology annotation, molecular function: protein binding; zinc ion binding. Gene Ontology annotation, biological process: Notch signaling pathway; protein ubiquitination. The record is from RefSeq and is a predicted model, not a curated record.